This is a messenger RNA of Drosophila bipectinata, 1930 nucleotides long. RefSeq names its product phosphatidylserine lipase ABHD16A. Gene Ontology annotation, molecular function: monoacylglycerol lipase activity; glycerophospholipase activity. The record is from RefSeq and is a predicted model, not a curated record. Gene Ontology annotation, biological process: monoacylglycerol catabolic process; phosphatidylserine catabolic process. Lineage: Eukaryota; Metazoa; Arthropoda; Insecta; Diptera; Drosophilidae. Gene Ontology annotation, cellular component: endomembrane system.
CUGUUUACCGCUUCAAACUUACCGUUAAGUUGCCAGCCCUGGCGGACGAACGUAACAUCUGCUGGAUUGCAGUUGCGACACCCUGAGCCCACUUUCAUCAGUUACAACAAAAAAAAAUAUAUAUAUAUAUAUUCGGAAGCAAAAAUACACACCAAGCGGCAAGAUGAGUUUCCUGAACUAUGUUUUUGGACCAAACCUCUAUAUGGAGUACAAAGGAGUGCCGGAACCGCAGCGCAAAAUAUACGAUGCGGGGGCCGCUGAAAGAUUCGGUGAACAGAUUUUGUCCACGCUCUCGGUGAUGUGGUCGGUGGGCUAUUACACAUCGCCGCUGAUUGCAACAUUCCUCUACAGACGCGGCUACCUAGUGGCCGAUUCCAUGCCGGCGCUGGCCAAGAUUACCACUAGCGUGGGCCUCAUCGUUAUCAUUUCCCUAUUUAUGCGCGGCCUGGGACGCAAGCAGUCGCGCUCAUACUCCAACAUGAUGAAGGCUCUGGUGAAUGCCAGACAGGCCAAAACCGCUGGGGAUGCCAACAGCGAGCUGCGCCGCUUCGACAUUGAGUUCAAGGCAUGGCCAGUCGAUUUUGAUGUGAAGGCUCUCACUGGGGACACCAAGAAGCCUGUAGUUACAGCCAGCCGGAAGGAGCCAAUCAAGUUGUCCACUUUGCCCUGUGAAGUGAUUGCCUAUUUGGCCAUCAACACCUUCGGGCUCUCCUUGAUCUAUCCGGGCUCGGUGAAGCUGCUGCAGAAAUUCAUGAGACCAAUGCUGAUCUCGGGACGCGCCAAGCUCAUUGAAGAUGACAAUGGCAUCCGCUACAAAAUUAAGACGAUCGAUUCGAACGACAUUGAUGCGCUGUUUAUUGACAACCGCAACGACAACGUGGGCAAUGGCAAGACUCUGGUCAUUUGCUCGGAGGGAAACGCUGGCUUUUACGAAGUGGGCAUCAUGGGCACUCCGGUGGCUUUGAAGUAUUCAGUUCUGGGAUGGAAUCAUCCUGGUUUUGCCGGCAGCACUGGCACCCCCUUUCCGCAUCAGGACAAGAACGCUAUCGAUGCUGUUGUCCAGUUUGCCAUUAACAAUCUGGGUUUCUCAGUGGAAGAUAUAAUCUUGUACGGCUGGAGCAUUGGAGGCUUUAGUACAUUGUAUGCUGCUUCCGUUUAUCCCGAUGUGAAAGGCGUGGUGCUGGAUGCCACAUUCGACGACGUUCUCUACUUGGCCAUUCCUCGUAUGCCUGCUGCCCUGGCCGGGAUUGUAAAGGUGGCGAUUCGCAACUACUGCAAUCUCAACAAUGCUGAGUUGGCAACAGAAUUCAAUGGACCAAUAUCGUUUAUCCGUCGUACUGAUGAUGAGAUUAUUGCCGAAGAAAACCACAUUGAGACCAACCGUGGAAACUUUUUGGUGUUGGCUGUGUUGCAACAUCGGUACCCUAACAUUUUCGGGUCAUCUCAGCUGAGCAAGGCCAAGUCCAUAUUGUCAAAACCAUUGGAGCCUUACAAUAUCACAGUUGUCGACGAAAAGCUUUGCAUGUCACGCCUGAUUACUUAUGCCUCCGAUGAAGGCAAAUCGUUCCCCAUGCAGAUUGGAGCCGAAUACUCAGAAGAAGUGCGCAACAUCAUGGCCGUAUUCUUGUUGCGCAAGCAUUUACGCGACUACAACUCUACACACUGCACCCAGCUGCCUGGCGAGUUCUUCACCAUGCCGUGGGACAUUCCCACCGAGCACGGAUUCGUGUUCACCUAAGCCCACCCCGGAGGUUGCUGAUGGUGUGACCCAAUGUUUAGAUAUUAGUGAAAUGGUUUUUAGUCAUUUUUUUCAUUCUGACUGCUUAUUAAAUUAUUCUAACUGGGAACAGCCGGGACGCUGAAACAACUGGUGUAAAUUGUCUUAUAUAUGAAAUAAAUGUCACAAGCUAACCUAAUAGAUCUCUUAAAA